This is a messenger RNA of Moneuplotes crassus, 561 nucleotides long. Lineage: Eukaryota; Ciliophora; Spirotrichea; Euplotida; Euplotidae. The record is from the annotation of a GenBank genome assembly.
UUUAAAUUUAGUAUAAAUAUAUUAGAAGUAACUGCAAUGGCAUAUAACGCAAAAAUGGGAUACGGGGAUUCUGGAAAAGCCCCAAUUCAGAGGAAGGUCUUUGAAAAACCAGGCCUUACAGAGGAUGAAAUUGAGGAAAUCAGAGAGGCCUUCAACCUAUUCGAUACUGAUGGUUCGGGAACUAUAGACCCAAAGGAACUAAAAGCGGCAAUGGAGAGUUUAGGCUUUGAGAAUAAAAAUCCAACUAUCUAUCAAAUGAUUGCUGAUUUGGAUACUUCUGGGAGUUCUUCAGGGAUUGACUUUGACCAAUUUUUAGAUGCAAUUACAACCAGAUUGGGCAAUAGAGAAACCAAAGAAGGAAUUUAUAGAAUCUUCCAACUUUUUGAUGAUGAUAAUUCAAAUUCAAUUAAUCUGACUAAUCUCAGAAGAGUUUCUAAAGAGCUUGGGGAGACUAUGGGGAUGGAUGAACUCAGGGAAAUGCUAGAAAGAGCAGCAUCAAAUGGAGAGGAGAUCUCUUUUGAUGAUUUCUACUUCAUCAUGACUAAGAAAACCUUUGCAUAG